CGUGAGGAUGGAUGAUCAACAUCCGGCAUCGCGUCGGGGUAAGACCGGAUUUUCCCCGCAUAAUCGGCUUGAUCUCCGAUCCCGGAUGGAGUCAUAAAUACAGACCCAUCGUGACUUUCAACUGACAUUUUUGUCGCUUGAGCAACUGAUAUUACUGUCCACACUCCCUACAAGAAACAUGACAGACUUGACAAAAACCUACAAAAUUCUGGUUCUCCCAGGCGACGGGAUUGGCCCCGAGGUCAUGACCGAAGCCACGAAAGUCCUCUCCACAUUCAACAGCCCCACCCUCGCAUUCGACCUCCGGGAAGAGCUAAUCGGCGGCGCCAGCAUCGACACCCACGGGCAGUCCGUCACCCAGGCCGUGAAAGACGCUUCCGUCUCCUCUGACGCCGUGCUGUUCGCCGCCGUCGGUGGGCCUAAAUGGGACCAUAUCCGGCGCGGGUUGGACGGGCCCGAGGGCGGCUUGCUGCAGGUGCGCAAGGCCAUGGAUAUCUACGCCAAUCUGCGCCCUUGCUCAGUGGACUCACCGAGUCGGUCGAUCGCGCGGGAGUAUAGCCCAUUCCGGCAGGAUGUCAUCGAAGGGGUGGACUUUGUGGUCGUGCGGGAAAAUUGUGGUGGGGCUUAUUUUGGGAGGAAGGUCGAGCAGGAGGACUAUGCCAUGGACGAAUGGGGAUACUCAACCGCCGAGAUCCAACGCGUCACUCGCCUCUCUGCAGAGCUGGCCUUGCGACACGAUCCCCCUUGGCCGGUUAUUUCGCUCGAUAAGGCCAAUGUGCUGGCAUCUUCGCGACUCUGGCGACGGGUCGUCGAGGAGACGAUAAAGAAAGAGUACCCCCAGGUAAAACUACUGCAUCAGCUUGCAGACUCUGCGUCUUUGAUCCUGGCGACCAACCCGCGGGCGUUGAACGGCGUCAUCCUGGCGGACAACACCUUCGGCGACAUGAUCUCCGACCAGGCGGGGUCCCUUGUCGGGACCUUGGGCGUGCUCCCCAGCGCCAGCCUAGACGGUCUGCCGCAGCCGGGCGAGGAGGGCAAAGUGCGGGGCUUGUAUGAGCCGACCCACGGGUCUGCGCCCACGUACGUCUCCCUACCCGUGUCAUUAUCGGGGUCAAGGAAGCUAACAUGGCAGCAGGAUUGCCAACCGGAAUAUCGCGAAUCCCACCGCUAUGAUCCUUUGCGUGGCGCUUAUGUUCCGCUACUCGUUUAACAUGGAGAAAGAAGCUCGCCAGAUCGAGGAGGCUGUGCGCGCUGUUCUGGAUGCCGGAAUCCGCACCUCUGAUCUAGGAGGCAACUCGGGGACCAAAGAGUUUGGCGAUGCGGUUGUUGCAGCACUGCGGGAUGAGGUGCCUGGAAAGGCUGCCUCUUUUUCCAAAUAAUAAGUAGAUAGUGCGCCUCACCUGUUCAAACCUGAUCAAUCGUGAUCUCAAAUUGUCACAGUUGACUAUUGUCUGUACAAGUCACAUGAGUGGCUGGUGCCUGACGGUGCCUGAAUGAUGCAUGCAGCAUCGGAAGCGUAAACCUGGAUUACUAAACAAUGUAUCGCAACGUGGAGUCCUCGGUAGGCAUCAUAGAAAGAUAUCCCGCACAUAUAGUCCAUGUAGACACGACAUGAUCG
Molecule: messenger RNA, 1618 nt
Organism: Aspergillus candidus
Lineage: Eukaryota; Fungi; Ascomycota; Eurotiomycetes; Eurotiales; Aspergillaceae
Product: 3-isopropylmalate dehydrogenase
Exons: 2
Coding region: 179-1210 (343 amino acids)
Biological process (GO): L-leucine biosynthetic process
Cellular component (GO): cytosol
Molecular function (GO): 3-isopropylmalate dehydrogenase activity; NAD binding; magnesium ion binding
Source: RefSeq, a predicted model, not a curated record